Messenger RNA from Ficedula albicollis (Collared flycatcher), 432 nucleotides. RefSeq names its product mitochondrial ribosomal protein L34 (gene MRPL34). Lineage: Eukaryota; Metazoa; Chordata; Aves; Passeriformes; Muscicapidae. Bases 82 to 414 code for a protein of 110 amino acids. The record is from RefSeq and is a predicted model, not a curated record. The transcript is spliced from 2 exons. Gene Ontology annotation, cellular component: mitochondrial large ribosomal subunit; ribosome. Gene Ontology annotation, molecular function: structural constituent of ribosome. Gene Ontology annotation, biological process: translation.
CCGUGACACCCACAGGGACUACAACUCCCAUCAGCCCUUGCGGCGCAGCGCCGGCUGUGAUUGGCUGAGAAGACGGAGCCAAUGGGAAGCCGCGUUGUUGGCGGGCGGAACAACAUGGCGGCGCUGAGCCGGGUGUGGGAACGAGUCGGGGGCCGCAGCUUUUCCCUGCUGCAAAGUUUUCCCCUCCCGCCGCUCCCAAACGCUCUGGAGCCUCUUCCCAGGACUUCCAACCUCAUCCCGGUUCCAGCGUGGAAUUUCCAACAAAUCCGCGGGAGAACCCGAGGGAACGAAUACCAGCCGAACAACUGGAAGCGGAAAAAGACUCACGGCUGGAUCAAACGGAUCCGAACUCCCGGCGGGAUCGCCGUGAUCCUGCGGCGAAUGCUGAAGGGCAGGAAAUCCCUGAGCCACUGAGGGACCCGCGGGAAUUCG